Messenger RNA from Symbiodinium pilosum, 449 nucleotides. NCBI's taxonomy places the organism in Eukaryota, Dinophyceae, Suessiales, Symbiodiniaceae. The record is from the annotation of a GenBank genome assembly.
GCCAACCUCGCGGAUGCCCAAGCUCGCAAGGCAGAGCUGGAGCGGGAGUUGGCCAACCGAAAAGCCGAUGCCAAAGUGCAGGCUGAUCGGAUUACAGGCCUUGUUCAGGAGCUUCAGAAGCUGCGAAGCGAAGCUUCGGGUUGGCGUUCUGAGUGUGCAAAUGCUUACAGCGCCCGAACAGCGUUGGAGGAUGGCCUCGUCAGCGAGCGCAGCGCCUGGAGCGAGGAGAAACUGGCAGCGCGAAUCUCCAUGGACAAAGUCAUGCUGCAGGCAGAGAGCUUGGAAGAGGAGCUGCAGCUGGUUGAGGCGAAGGCAGAUGCCGCCGCAUCCCGUUUGGCAGCCAAACGGGGAGAGCAGCAGAGUCAACUGGAAGAGCUUGAGACAGGCCUGCGCAAGGCGAAAGCCGAGCUGGCAAAUGACAAGCGCAGAUUGGCCGCGGAGAAUGACGC